UGACAGGUGGGGUUCAUCCCGUCGCCCAUUCCUGCCACUUUCUCCCGGAUCCCCCGCGGCCCGCUCCCCUAAUCCAACCUCCCAAACAAACUAGUACUCAAAACCGUACCCCCUCCCGCUCACAGUCACUGACAGCCAUGGCCCACCGCGCCGCCGCCCUCCUCGUGCUCCUCCUUCCACUCGCCGCCGCCGCGUCGGAGGUGGCGACCAAGCCGGCGGUGGAGGCAGCGCUGCUGGAGAGGCACGCGGCCCAGCUCGCGAGGCUCGAGGAGCUCACGGACUCGCUCGCCAGGUCCGUCCACGCGCUCCAGUCCGCGCUCUCCAGAUCCGCGGAGCCGUAUCCCCCGCCGCCGGGCGCUGCGACGGCGGUGGUCGGCGAACGGCCAUCCCCGCAGGGGGUGGCGGUCACGAAGCGCCGGCCGGUCUGGUCGGAGCGCUUCCACUUCACGGCGGCCGUGCGGCUCGCGGACGGCGCAUACGCCGCCGCGGCGGCCGCGCUGCCCUACGAGGACGCGGACGGGUUCACCAAGUACUUCGCCGUCGGGGACUCCCGCGGCCGCGUCUUCGUCUUCUCCGCCGCGGGGGACACGCUGCUCGAGCUGGAGGCCGCCUCCGGCGAGUCUCAGGUCACCGCGCUACUCGCGUACCUCUCGCCACGCCGCACCGACUGCCUCCUCUUCACCGGCCACGCCGACGGCUCAAUCGCCGCGCACAGGCUCAUCGAGUCGUCCCCCCACGGCGACGACUGGCUCACCCUCGCAGCCGCGUCCUCCCGUCUCCUCGUCCGCGGCCUCGACGCUGCUCCCGUGGUUCACCUCGAGUCCCACCACACUGGUCGCGCGCGCUACGUCCUCUCCUGCGACGCCGGCGGCCGUAUCCGCGUCUUCACCGAGAACGGCACACUCUACGGCACCGCCAUCGCCUCGUCAACGCCACUUGCCUUUGUAAAGCAGCGCCUCCUCUUCCUCACGGAGGCCGGUGCCGCCUCCCUCGACCUCCGCUCCAUGUCCGUCCGCGAGACGCCUUGCGAGGGUCUUGCUGAAGCGCUCAAUGGCACCCGCGUCAAGGCCUACUCCUUUGACCCCUCUGAGCGCUUCAAGGCCUAUGGCUUCACGGACGCCGGCGACCUCGUGCAUGUCCUGCUGCUUGGUGAUGUUUCCAGCCUCAAAUGCCGGGUCCGUGCUGUCAAGAAGUCUGAGAUUGAGAGCCCCGUUGCGAUACAGACGAUCAAGGGUUACCUCUUGGUGGCGAACCAAGAUAAGAUCCUUGUGUACAACACGUCGUCACAGUAUUAUGGGAGGGUCGGUGUGCCCCGGCCGCUGUUUGCCACAACCAUCAAGGACAUCAAAUCUGUGUUUGCGGAUUCUGGUGGCGUGCUGCCCACUGCACCAGCUGGGAAGGCUGUUAUUGCAGCAGACCGGGAGAAGCUUGUAAUCUUGGGUCUAGGGGAUGGCCACAUUGCCAUCUAUCGGUCCAAUUUCCCGGUUUACAAGCCAGAGAGCAAUGCUGUGGUGUGGAGUGGUCCAGCGCUGCUUUUCCUCUUGUUCUUGAUUGGCAUUUGGCAAGUAUACGUGAAAAAGAAGGAUUCAUUAGGAUGGACACCAGAGGAGACGUUUAACACCUCUGUAACAACUCCAACAGGUAGCCUUUUGAAUCAUCCAGUUAGUGACCGAGCCUUUGCAGAUAGCACAGCAAGAACUGGUGAUCGCGGCUAUGUGGAUGGAACAGGAAGAGCCAGUGAUAGAAGCUAUGUGGAUGCCACUACAAGAACUACAGACCGAGGCUAUGCUGAGGCUACUAGGGCCGUGGAUAUGCGGGGUGGUGCGUUGAGGAGUGCUCCAAGAAGGUAUGUGUCCCCUACUAGAUAUGCAGGGACAACUGGAAUUCAAUAUCGACCUGCCUCAGCUGAGCCUGGUCUUAGGGGUACUCCAGAGCUGAAGUACCGAGGACCAGGUAUGGAGCCCCCCGGUUUCCCAAAGAAGAGGGACACAUUGUUCUCGAAUAAUCAGGCUGUAGUAGAUGAUCAUGCUGAUUGAGGGUUUGGCUAGGUUGGUGUAGGCAGCCCCCUAAAUUUUGAUCAGGUUUUGAUGGUCCUUGGAGAUGCCAGUGAUCUACAUUUGUGCUGUUGUAUGUUGUAACACAAAAGAACGUUGUAUUUUAUGAGUACAUUACGCCCAUUUAAAUAGGAAAAUUUAGGUUUUUGCCAUUGCACCAAUUGCAGUUUCGAUAUUUGCCACCACUUUUGUAAUAUUUAGAAUCAUGCCACUUGUUUCAAAACUUGUUAGGCUCAUGUCACUAGUUGGACUGAACCAGUGGCAUGGACCAAACAAGUUUUUGGAACCAGUGGCACGAACUGAAUAAUUACAAAAGCGAUGGCAAAAGCUGAAACGGUAAUUGAAGCGAUGGCAAGAACCUAAAUUUUCCAUUUAAAUAUGAUGCUGCAAAAACAUCUUUACUGAUGUUUUUGUGGGUUGCAUUUGUUCACUGUAUAUUUAAUAAGAUAUGUGCAAGGAUAUCCAAGUCAUUUUGUUA
This is a messenger RNA of Phragmites australis (common reed), 2532 nucleotides long. RefSeq lists its product as uncharacterized. The transcript has a single exon. The coding region runs from base 138 to 2036 and encodes 632 amino acids. The record is from RefSeq and is a predicted model, not a curated record. NCBI's taxonomy places the organism in Eukaryota, Viridiplantae, Streptophyta, Magnoliopsida, Poales, Poaceae.